Messenger RNA from Carlito syrichta (Philippine tarsier), 1044 nucleotides. The record is from the annotation of a RefSeq genome assembly. Lineage: Eukaryota; Metazoa; Chordata; Mammalia; Primates; Tarsiidae.
AUUAAACCCCUAACCUUAUCCUCUAUUUUCCUUACCCUAUUUUCAGGCACUAUAAUCACAAUAUUCAGUUCACACUGAUUACUAAUUUGAAUCGGACUAGAAAUAAGUAUAUUAGCUAUCACGCCGAUCCUAAUUGAAAAAGCCAACCCCCGCUCAACCGAAGCAGCUACCAAAUACUUUCUAAUUCAAGCGACAGCCUCCAUACUUCUAAUAAUAGCCGUAAUUACAGACUCAAGUUAUUCCGGGCAGUGAACUGCUAUAAACAAAUUCAAUCAAGCAUCCUCAAUAAUAAUCUUAAUUGCCUUAAUGAUAAAACUAGGCCUCUCACCCUUUCACUUCUGAGUACCCGAAGUCGCACAAGGAGUGUCACUAACAUCCGGAAUAUUACUCCUCACAUGACAAAAACUAGCCCCUAUUUCAAUUCUAUAUCAAAUUAACAUAACCCUAGAUCUAACGCUAAUAACCUUAAUUGCCUUAACCUCCAUUGCAUUAGGUGGCUGAGGGGGACUGAAUCAGACACAACUACGAAAAAUCCUAGCUUACUCCUCUAUUGCCCACAUAGGAUGGAUAGUUGCAAUUCUAAAAUAUAACUCUGCUAUAAUAAUCCUUAACCUCCUUAUCUAUAUUAUUCUAACAAUUACACUAUUUUCUAUAUUAAUCCUAUUCUCAAGUACUACAAUCCUAGCAAUAUCUAACUCAUGAAAUAAAAUUCCAUUAGCAUCAUCUAUAAUACCCCUAAUUCUACUAUCCCUAGGAGGACUACCCCCACUUACGGGCUUCCUCCCUAAAUGAGCAAUUAUUCAAGAACUUAUGAAAAAUAAUAAUACACUCAUCCCAAUAUUAAUGGCUAUUACAGCCCUACUUAACCUAUUUUUCUACAUACGUUUAACAUACUCAACAACCCUUACUAUAUUCCCAGUCAAUAAUACUACAAAAAUAAAAUGACAAUUUGAAAACACAAAACUAAUAUUUAUUGUACCCACUCUAACAACCUUAUCCACCCUACUUUUACCCAUAUCCCCCAUGCUCCUACAACUAGAGUAG